AUGACUGAAACAACAAAGAGGGAAGAUGCAAUAAUAAAUGGAACUAAAGAAAAACCAGUUUGUGAAUUUUUCUAUAAAAUUGGAGCUUGCAGACAUGGAGAUGCGUGUAACAAAACACACAUCAAACCAGAGUCAUCUCAAACUUUACUUUUUACACGAAUGUAUCAAAACCCAAAAAAAAGAAUUGACGAUGGAGAAGCACUUGAACGAGAUGAAAAAAAAAUUAUGAGAGAGUUUAAUGAAUUUUACGAAGACGUUUUCAGAGAGUUAGAGAACUAUGGAGAAAUACUUGAUUUUAUUGUUUGUGGAAACGACAAUGAUCAUAUGAUGGGAAAUGUUUACGUAAAAUAUGAUACUGAAGAACAUGCAGCAGCAGCUAAGAAAGCUUUAACUGGAAGGUAUUAUGCAAAAAAAAUACUUGCUCCUAAUUUUUGUAGAGUGACUGAGUUUAAGGAGGCCAUAUGUCGACAACAACAAAUCGGAACAUGUACAAGAGGAGGGAUGUGUAACUUUAUUCAUGUGAUUGAACCAGAUCGUAAUUUAAAAUAUGAUUUGUUUAGAAAACAAAAAUUUAGAAGAAGAAGAGAAAGAAUGAUAAAGGAAGAAAAAGAACAACCACAAGAAUUAAUCAAUAAUAUUGAUGAUCACAGAAAGUGUAGAGAAAGAUAUAGCAGAUCUCGUUCAAGAAGUGAUUCUAGAGAAAGACAUUAUCGAAGAGAGUCCUAUAACCAUUACUAUUCCUCUAGAUCAAGAAGUCCUUCAAGAGAUAGACAUUAUAGAAAGCAUUCAACAAGUCAUGAACAUUCUUCUUCAAGAAGAAGAUAUUAUGAUAAUUAA
Messenger RNA from Entamoeba dispar SAW760, 837 nucleotides. RefSeq names its product splicing factor U2AF 23 kDa subunit, putative. NCBI's taxonomy places the organism in Eukaryota, Evosea, Mastigamoebida, Endamoebidae. Gene Ontology annotation, biological process: mRNA splicing, via spliceosome. The transcript has a single exon. Bases 1 to 837 code for a protein of 278 amino acids. Gene Ontology annotation, cellular component: U2AF complex; spliceosomal complex. The record is from RefSeq and is a predicted model, not a curated record. Gene Ontology annotation, molecular function: pre-mRNA 3'-splice site binding; metal ion binding.